This is a messenger RNA of Acanthosepion pharaonis, 2226 nucleotides long. The record is from the annotation of a GenBank genome assembly. NCBI's taxonomy places the organism in Eukaryota, Metazoa, Mollusca, Cephalopoda, Sepiida, Sepiidae.
AUGUUUUCAACUUACUCUUAUUUUCCGUUCUUUCUUUUUCUUUCUUUCUUCCUUUCUUUCUUUUCUUUCUUUCUUUCUUUCUUUCUUUCUUUCUAUUCCGGCAUAUUCAUUCCACUGAAUAUUAAUUGUCCUUACUAUCUUUUUCAACUUACUCUUAUUUUCCUUUCUUUCUUUCUUUCUUUCUUUCUUUCUUUCUUUCUUUCUUUCUUUCUUUCUUUCUAUUCCGGCAUAUUCAUUCCACUGAAUAUUAAUUGUCCGUUUUCCUCGCCUACAUUUUUUUCUUUCUUUUUAAUCUUAUUAUAUCAGUUACUAUCUUUUUCAACUUACUCUUAUUUUCCGUUCUUUCUUUCUUUCUUUCUUUCUUCCUUUCUUUCUUUCUUUCUUUCUUUCUUUCUUUCUUUCUAUUCCGGCAUAUUCAUUCCACUGAAUAUUAAUUUUACUAUCUUUUUCAACUUACUCUUAUUUUCCUUUCUUUCUUUCUUUUUUCUUUCUUUCUUUCUUUCUUUCUUUCUUUCUUUCUAUUCCGGCAUAUUCAUUCCACUGAAUAUUAAUUUUACUAUGUUUUUCAACUUACUCUUAUUUUCCGUUCUUUCUUUCUUUUCUUUCUUUUCUUCCUUUUUCUUUCUUUCUUUCUUUCUUUCUUUCUUUCUUUUCUAUUCCGGCAUAUUCAUUCCACUGAAUAUUAAUUGUCCGUUUUCCUCGCCUACAUUUUUUUUUUCUUUCUUUUUUAAUCUUAUUAUAUCAUUACUAUCUUUUUUCAACUUACUCUUUUUUUUCCUUUCUUUCUUUCUUUCUUUCUUUCUUUUCUUUUCUUUCUUUCUUUCUUUUUUUUUCUAUUCCGGCAUAUUCAUUCCACUGAAUAUUAAUUGUCCGUUUUCCUCGCCUACAUUUUUUUUCUUUCUUUUUAAUCUUAUUAUAUCAGUUACUAUCUUUUUCAACUUACUCUUAUUUUCCGUUCUUUUCUUUCUUUCUUUCUUUCUUUCUUUCUUUUUCUUUCUUUCUUUCUAUUCCGGCAUAUUCAUUCCACUGAAUAUUAAUUUUACUAUCUUUUUUCAACUUACUCUUAUUUUCCGUUCUUUCUUUCUUUCUUUUUUCUUUCUUUCUUUCUUUCUUUUUUUUUCUUUCUUUCUUUCUUUCUAUUCCGGCAUAUUCAUUCCACUGAAUAUUAAUUGUCCUUACUAUCUUUUCAACUUACUCUUAUUUUCCUUUCUUUCUUUCUUUCUUUCUUUCUUUCUUUUUCUUUCUUUCUUUCUUUCUUUCUAUUCUGGCAUAUUCAUUCCACUGAAUAUUAAUUGUCCUUACUAUCUUUUCAACUUACUCUUAUUUUCCGUUCUUUCUUUCUUUCUUUUCUUUCUUCUUUUCUUUCUUUCUUUCUUUCUUUCUUUCUUUCUUUCUUUCUUUCUUUCUUUCUAUUCCGGCAUAUUCAUUCCACUGAAUAUUAAUUUUACUAUCUUUUUCAACUUACUCUUAUUUUCCGUUCUUUCUUUCUUUCUUUCUUUCUUUCUUUCUUUCUUUCUUUCUUUCUUUCUUUCUUUCUUUCUUUCUUUCUUUCUUUCUUUCUAUUCCGGCAUAUUCAUUCCACUGAAUAUUAAUUUUACUAUCUUUUUUCUACUUACUCUUAUUUUCCUUUUCUUUCUUUCUUUCUUUCUUUUCUUUCUUUCUUUCUUUCUUUUCUUUUUUCUUUCUUUCUAUUCUGGCAUAUUCAUUCCACUGGAUAUUAAUUGUCCGUUUUCCUCGCCUCCAUUCUUUUCUUUCUUUUUAAUUUUAUUAUAUCAGUUACUAUCUUUUUCAACUUACUCUUAUUUUCCGUUCUUUCUUUCUUUCUUUCUUUCUUUCUUUCUUUCUUUCUUUCUUUCUUUCCAGUUUGUCUCCCUUCCAUUCUUCCCUUCGUCCAAUUUCCCUUACUUUUAUUUCACAUUGUCUUCCUUCCUUCCUUGCUUUAAUUCCAGCCUUUUCUUUUUUCCUUUCUACUUCCCUUCCUCCCUUUACUUUCCGCUUUGUCUUCCUUUCCCAACUCACUACUUCCUUUUAAUGUCCGUCCCUUUCUGCUUCCGCCAUCAUCCACUGCAUAAUGACGACAACCCUCAUUCAGCCAUUUCCUGCUAUCUAUCUAUCUAUCUAUCUAUCUAUCUAUCUUUUUGGAAAGUGAAUAUUUCAAAUAAAAAAUCGACUAGUAACUACGCGAACUUGUUGAUCCACUCUCGUAAUGCGAUUUGCAAAACAUAG